AUGACGACGCUGGCCAGUCCAGCAGGCCGUGCAGGAGGCGCAGGGACAUCGGCCAGGGCCGCAGCUACCACCCUGCAGCCAAAGGAGGAGCCCAGCGACGAGGAGGACGACUACGCGGCGGCGAUUCUGGAAUUCGCGGCAACAAUGUCGUCGUCGCACCGCGGUAGCCAGCCCUUGGACCUCGCUGCCUUGGGCGCUCCAGAGCUGGACGACGACGGCCGCGCCGCGCGCACGGGGAACCUAUGGACGUGCUUGGCGCACAUCAUCACGGCCGUGAUCGGGGCGGGCGUGCUGGAGCUCUCCUGGAGCGUCGCCCAGCUAGGAUGGGUCGCCGGCCCUGUCGCCGUGCUGUGCUUCGCCGGGGUCACUUACGUGUCCGCCACCCUUCUCUCCCACUGCUACAGGUGCCCCGCUGCCGCUGGUGGACCGGAAGAGGCGUCUUCGUCGGGCAAGACGCGGCGGAACUACACCUACAUGGACGCCGUCCGGGCACUCCUCGGCAGGAAGCACACCUACGUCUGCGGCACCCUCCAGUACCUCUAUUUCUACGGGAUGGGCGUCGCCUACACCAUCACCACCGCCAUCUGCCUCGGCGCGAUCAAGAAGUCCAACUGCUACCACGGCCACGGGCGUGGCUCCUCCCGGUGCGGCUCACAAGAUGACGAGCAGCACAUGUUCAUGGUGCUCUUCGGCGCGGCGCAGGUGGUGCUAUCCUUCAUCCCCAACUUCCACAGCAUGGCGUGGGUCUCCGCCGUGGCGUCGGCCAUGUCCUUCACCUACGCCACCAUCGGCCUGGGCCUGGGCCUCGCCAAGACCGUGGGCGACGGCGCGAUAAGUGGCGGCGUCGCGGGCGUCCCGAUGGCCACCACGGCGCAGAAGGUCUGGCGGGUGGCGCAGGCGGUGGGGGACAUCGCGUUCGCGUACGCGUACAGCAUCGUGCUCCUGGAGAUCCAGGACACGCUGCGGUCGUCGCCGCCCGAGGGCGAGACGAUGAGGAAAGGGAACGUGGUUGCCGUCCUGGCCACCACCUUCUUCUACCUCUGCGUCGGAUGCUUCGGCUACGCCGCCUUCGGCAACGCCACGCCGGGGAACCUCCUCACCGGCUUCGGCUUCUACGAGCCCUACUGGCUCGUCGGGUUCGCCAACGCCUGCAUCAUCCUCCAAAUCCUAGGCGCCUAUCAGCUUUUCAGCCAGCAGAUAUUCACGGUGGCGGACAGGUGGCUGACGGCGAGGUUCCCGGGGAGCGCGUUCGUGAACAGGACGUACGCCGCCAGGAUAGUGCCGGGGCUGCCGAGGUACCAGCUGAACUUGCAGCGGCUGUGCUUCAGGACGGCGUACGUGGCGAGCACGACGGGGCUGGCCCUGGUGUUCCCCUACUUCAACGAGGUGCUGGGCCUGCUGGGCGCGCUCAUCUUCUGGCCGCUCGUCAUCUACCUCCCAGUGGAGAUGUACUGCGUGCAGCGGCGGAUCAGGCCGUGGACGCCGACGUGGGUCGUGCUCAAGUCGUUCAGCGUCGUGUGCUUCCCGGUUGGCACCUUCGCCUUCAUCGGGUGCCUCCAGGGCGUCAUCAAAAAGAGGCUAGGAUAG
Lolium rigidum is the source of this 1587-nucleotide messenger RNA. RefSeq names its product probable amino acid permease 7. The record is from RefSeq and is a predicted model, not a curated record. The coding region runs from base 1 to 1587 and encodes 528 amino acids. Gene Ontology annotation, cellular component: plasma membrane. The transcript is spliced from 4 exons. Lineage: Eukaryota; Viridiplantae; Streptophyta; Magnoliopsida; Poales; Poaceae.